Haplochromis burtoni (Burton's mouthbrooder) is the source of this 8549-nucleotide messenger RNA. Its product is annotated as voltage-dependent calcium channel gamma-6 subunit. Gene Ontology annotation, cellular component: membrane; L-type voltage-gated calcium channel complex. NCBI's taxonomy places the organism in Eukaryota, Metazoa, Chordata, Actinopteri, Cichliformes, Cichlidae. The record is from RefSeq and is a predicted model, not a curated record. Gene Ontology annotation, molecular function: calcium channel regulator activity. Gene Ontology annotation, biological process: regulation of calcium ion transmembrane transport via high voltage-gated calcium channel. The transcript is spliced from 7 exons. Bases 1896 to 2759 code for a protein of 287 amino acids.
UGGUUUUGAUGAGUAAGGAUAGCAGACUUUAAUUAUUUUUUUUAAACAGGUGCCCAGACACUUUACAUAAGAAAUAUUUGAAAUCAGCUACGAGCAGUUAAAGAUGUCAGUGAUGUUUUGCUGUUGUGGUUGUGUUUGCUGUUGCUUUAGAUAUGGAAGCUCAUAGUGACCACUUUGCACCACUGUUUUUUUGACAAAUUGCCUGCAGUGUAUUGUUACGUCAUUUUUACAGUGUUAUAGGCGUUAUUAUAGGAGUGCCAGCACAAAGACAAAUGAUACCACCAAAAUGCAAUAAAUGUUUGGUUUUUUUUAAUAAAGAGUGCUGCUGUCCUUUGCCCUCUCAGGAGCAGAGUUAACUUUAGUUUUACUUAAUUAGGGGGAAAAGUUGCAGUUCUGCAACAUGAAUAAAUCAGGCACAAAAGUGCUUUUAAACAAAAAUGUAAUCUUGUUAGAAAAUAUCUUAACACCAGAGUAAUGUUACCUAUUAAUGCAAGAUAACCAUUUGAGAAAAACUAUAAACUAUUUUUGCAUUUUCUUUUCCACUUUAGUGUAAAUGUGCAGAUAACACGGAUGCUAUAUAAGAAGAUAUGUUGAAUUUAACUUCUAACAGUGUUUGAGCAUGUUUGUCAUUGGAUAAAUGUGUGUGCUAACCAGAGCUAUUUCAAGUAUAUAAUUACUUUUUCUGAGUUGUGGCUUUCUGUUACUAAUCUAGGCCACACUAUGUGGAGAGCCCCUAAUGUUUACAACCUAAUUUGACUAUUAGAACAAAUUGCUUUGCAGUUAAUACAUUUGCACUGUCAAAUCACUAUAAAAUUGUUAUAACAUUUGUAAAUGCCAGUGUCAUUAAUGAUGUCCCCAAGACACUCAAAAAGGUUCUGGUUCAUAACCUGCUGAUCAGCUUUUGCUGUGGAGUUUGCAUGCGUCUGUUUAAUUAGUGGUACUAAAUUGGCCAAAGGUGAAAAUACGUAUGGUUGGCGCCCUGUCCAGGGUGCUCGAUGUCAGUUGGGAUAGGCUCAAAUCCUUCUGUGCCCUGCGAUAAGAGGUUUAAAAAAACUCUACUUACUGUGCAAGACACUUUCACAAUCAACAGAGAUAAAUCACUAUAAUGAAGUGCAUUAUUAUAUGUAAAGGUUUAGAAUUUGAAGAUGUGCAUUAAGUGGAGGAUUUUGUCUGUUAAUGUGAUCAUAUGUUUAUAUUCUACUGUGUUGUUGUGGCUUAUUAUCUCUGUUUCACAAACCUGACUGAAAACGUCUCUAAGCCUGCACUCUGUGACUUGUUAUCUUAUUCACAAGGUAGAUGCUGAUAUGAAAGUAAAAUUGUGUCUUCUCCCCAGGGAACAUCUUUCAUUUUUGCUAACAAGACACAGGGUUGCAUGUUGUGUCUGUUGUCACCGCAUCUGGGUGGAACUCAGCGGGGCAGCCGCGUCAUUCCCCCUCCAGAAACAAAGGGUUUAAGACUGAGUUCACUGGCGAUGUGUCUGUGUGACUUCGUAUCACAGAGUUUCUCAGAAUAGGAAAUGUCCUUUCUUACUCUCCUGACCUACCUCUACUGAUGUUCAGAAGAUACUCUUCUCAGUACAUCUUCUUUAAUCUGUAAUUGUUUAUUUUUUCCAUGAUGAUUCACUUAGCGGUUUUGUAUCUGUCAUCCAAGCCACCAUUUUUCCUCAGCAUUUUUUUCAAGAGAAGGAUAAUUGGCACCUUUUCCUCCUAAAGACGUUGUAUGUCUAGUUUCUGGUCCCAUUCUGGACAUUUUAAUUGUUUUUCUUUCAAUUCCUAACUAGCCAUUUCCUCUGUUUUUGCUCUACUCUUAAUCUUGAAUUGAAGAAAAGCCCAAAUCGAGUUAGAACACAGACUGGACCCUGCUCGGCUUCCUUGGUAGUUUUAUAUUUUCUCAAAAUGUGGUCAACGUUUUUUGUGACUGACGAGGAGGGCCGCACUGUAGGCCCAGGGACCCCCGGAGUGGCUGGCGGGCCUGUACCAGGAGGACCAGCCCAGGGUGCAGGGGGUCUGGCCAGCCUGAUGAGUGGACGCAGUACAUUUGGUGGGAACAAGCGCCGCAGGACAACAUCAACAGGACAUGCCAUGAGUGAGGCCCAGGAGGGAAAGAUCAAAUUAGCAUUCUUUGUCGCCAUUGUUGGUGUAGUCCUGACAGUCCUCGGGGUCGGGACUGAGUUCUGGGUGGAGCUGGCACCGCCGAAGAGUUUCUAUAACAAUCAGACUUGUCUGACAGCCCACUAUGGGCUGUGGAAGGGCUGCACCAAGACCCUGUGGGUGUCUGAUAUUGACCCAGAGAGAGAGAGCUGCGGACCUGCUGAACUGGCUGGAGAAUCAAACUGCACGUACUUCAAGUUUUUUACUACAGGGGAAAAUGCUGUGAUGUUUCAGAAGACGACACAGAAAAAUCUGAAUGUGGCAGCAGCAAUGUUGGCCCUAUUCAGCCUGUUUCUGAUGGUGAUGGGCGCCAUCUGCAUCACUAUGGCUCUCAGUAAGGAGAUCCUGUUUUUCCUUAAACCAGCAUCUGUAUGCUUCAUUCUGUCAGGUGUUCUCGUGCUCCUGUCCCUCUUGGUUUUCCACCAGUCUGUUUUGGCUUUUCUUGCCAGCAAUCACACAGUUCCUCUCCACCAUGAGCUCUCCUGGUCAGUAUCAUGUAUUGGCUGUGCGGGGGCUGUCCUCAUCGUGGGUGGGAUCCUCUUCCUGCUGUUGGCGUUGCCCUACAGCCCCUGGCAGAAGUGCCUCCCUCACAAGGACAGCAGUAGCUAGUGGACUGGAGGUGAUGGUGCAUUUUAUCUGCCCCUCUUGUAAGGGGGAGGGUGCAGAGAAGUGAGGAGGUUUCCCAGAGAUGUCUUACCAAAGAGAUAGCUUUUUCUGUUGACUUAGAGCAAUUUUGUUAAAAGAGUCGCUGGUUUUACUAGUGCUUUAGUUACUGCAUUUACCAAAAUAUCCCAUUAUCGUAUCCUAAUUUAGUAAAAAAUAGCUUUAAUUUCUUUCUGUUGCACAACAAGCCAUUAAUUUACAAAGAAUGUGGUGACCUUAUUGCUCAGAUGUGUGUGGGAAACACUUCUGUAUUGUCUUACUAAUGGUCUUGCAGGGUUUAGAGGCUAUUGUUGUUAAUAAUUCAAAAAUGAUUUAAAAAAAAGAAAAGAAAAAUUUUGUUCCUUCCAACUUUUUUUUUUUAAUAUUCAUGAUUUUCAUCCCUCUACUUAAACUCACUACUUAUUUAAGAAUUUGCUGAAAUGCCAAUUAAAAUAUCUGCCACCUUCAUUGCUGACAUUUUUAUGAUGCUCGACACAUAUUAAAAUGCUUUCCAGUUAAUUUCUCUCCUUAUUUAUUAUUCACAUAGCUAAUUCACCCAUUAGCUAAUAAGCUUUUAAAAUGACUUUUGUUCUGUGUGUUUACUCUGAGAAAGGUUCUGCUCAUAGAUGCACAAUUGCACAAGCCGAGAGCAUUCAGCAGUUAAAUGUUGUGUUAAUGUCACUCUUGUUUUACCCCAAAUACAUUUACUGUGGCUACGCUUCGAUAGCUUUCUCAUUUUCUUUUAAAAAGCUGCCUUUCUGCUCAGGUAACGAUGUGACCACACCAUCAUCAGAACUGUGUGCUGACUGCCAAUUUGAGAAAGUCAUAAAGUUUAUUUUUAGUGAUGUGUGAAAAAAAACAACCCUGAUUUCCUUUCCUCCUGCAGAGCUCCUUUAUGAUUGCUAUGAUGUUUUUUGUUGAUCCUUUGUGUAUAUUGAGAUUAUUUCGAAUUACCUGCAUAACCAUGUAUGAGCCCGUCUUCUUGAAAUUACAAUUAUAUGCAUUUAAUUCAAAACAAAAACACUUUUGUAAAUUUAAAAAGAAAAAGCUGCUAAAUUGUGUAUUUACUGACAAAAACUUGUCAGUAAAAUAUAAUUGUUACUGGGCUGUAUCCCUCUGAAUUGGAUAAGCAGAAGAAAAUGGAUGGUACAUGCUUUUAAAAUGGUUUUCAGUUAUAUUUUUUAAAAGCCAAAAAGGGAUUGUGUUGCGGGUUAGCCAUGAAGCUUCUGCAGCACUAAAUAAUGCUGAUAUGAUUCAAUAUCACUAUUGCUACUUGGUUCACUGGAAAACAUUAGAAUUUCUGCAGUAAUCAGAAAUGGAAAUUAUAAUAAGAUCAAAGCUUGUUUGAGUAUAUUUUCAAGGUCAUAUAUGAGCUUACAAAACUUUCCAUAUAUAUGGCUGAUAAAAUAAAUGAUCACCAUUCACUGUGUUCAGCGUAUAAAUAUAACUUCAAGGAGACAGGUCCAUCCUGUUGUAAUAUUGUACCAGUACAUAUACAUGUAUUUAUAUAUAUUUGGCUGUUAUAAAUGUAACGUAACACUCCUGUCUUGUCAUCUUCAUCACAUGCAGAUACAAGAACACUGUAAGAACAGUAUUGGUUUGACAUUUUAAAUGUAAGUACAGAGGGGACUACACAGUCCUGCAGAAGCUGCACUGUGUUAAUCAGCUGCCAGGUUUUUACCUUCAAGGUUUUUCUCGGAUGAUUUCUGUUAAAACAAAGUGCUUCUCUGCCUGAAUGAAGGGUGAACUGUCGCUGCAACUUUUUUGAACUGAAUCGACUGAGUAUGAAUGAGUUCAUUUCAUUAUUAAACAUCACAUGAAUAUUUAAUGUCAUCCUCUAUCAGGUUCCAUUUCUCUCCUGUUCUGCACUCUCAACACGUUCUUGGCUUACAGUCGCUGCCUCCACUAUCGCUGCUUUUAUGAACUGUCCCACUUUACACCUCAUAACUGAACUGUUAACUACAUGCUCUAUUUCAUACUUUUUCUUUGGGUUCUGUUCAUUGGAAUCUCAUCAGAUUAAAAUGCUGUGUAAUAUUGCAGAAGUAUUAUUCUGUAUUUUGAAUAAAAAACAUGCUUUGAGAUUAAAACCUGAAGUCUGGCAUAUACUGUACACCAGGAUGUUUGAGUAGAUCAGACCUGUCCUUAUCCAUCUCGCUGCAUCUAAAUGAUCAGGUGUGUAAAUGUUUGGUGGGUCACAAUUAGUUUUUUUUUUUUUUUUUUUUACAAAAUUGGCUCUGCUUGGCACAACACAACAAAUAUGUGUUGUGCCACAGUGAUUUUUUUUUUUUUACCAGUAUGUUUGGUUCACAGUAGGGGUGUGAUGAUAUAAGGGUACUAAUGAUAUUUGUGUAUGUAAAAAUGAAAUAUUUAUGGCAUUUUAACACAUAUGAUUGUAUUCUGGGCGAUCCAUUGCUAGGUAGAGCUAAAUAACAGGAGCACUACUGGAUUCUCUCAAACCACCAUUUGUCAUGGAAGCCUGUCACUAAGCGCUAUGAUGUAGCCUCAGCUUAUUUACACAUUUUAUGGCUGGCUAAAAUUUGGCCGGCAGCUUCUCUCACACACCUGGAGAUUCAGUUCUCACAGCAAACAUUAGCGGGACUGAGUUACUCACACAGGUGCAGUUUGGCUGUUGUGGUGUUGCUGAGGAGACGGGCAAACUGCUGAGGACUAAAUUCCUAAUUUAUUUACAGAUUAAAUUACCACUCCUGUCUCUAUCUCAGCUCUGAGUGUUUAAGCUAACCCUAGCUGCUACAUUAAAUGAUGCCACUCUGCCCUGCACCUCACACACACUCGCAGGUGUGUCUACACUUUGUGGAUGUGAUGAUACACUUUUUGCUCUGUGUUAGCUUCAUGGUGCUUUGGUAUAGGUAUGAUGCCAGUGACAUUUGUAUAACAUACACUUAUACUUUGACAUUAUUUUGCAUCAUCAACAGUAGGACAUGCAUUUUUGUGACUACUUUAUAUGUGCAGGCAUUGCACAGUGGAGCAGAAUCCACUAUGUGUGAUCCACAGGAGAUCCAGAGACCAAACAGCAAUCUGCAGGCUACAAAGACUGAAGAUGGUUCAACUGGUAUUUUUCAUCAUUCAUGGGGUUGUGAAUUUGUGACCCGGGGUUAAACUCCCCACUUUUCUUACAUAUCACAUUGUACCCCCUGCAGCUAUGUCGUCCUCUCCAAGGUAAAAUUCAAGUUGAAGGGCCAGUGUCUUGAUACAGUCCCCAGCUGGCGUUCCAGCAUGUCCUCUGGGCAGUGCAUGACAUGCAUUCAGAACAGGACUUCAAGCAAGCAUUUUGCAAGUGACAGGAGCACUUCGAGCAGUGUAUCAUUGCUACCUAAUAUGGCAUGUGUUUUCUUUUUAUAGGCACAGUCAAUACUUUUCGAUUCCACCACCUCGCAUACGCAGGUGUGUGACAAACGUAAGUUGUAAAUGUAGUUCAAGUGUCAACUAGAUGACACUAUGAGUAAGGUAAUAAAGUUGCCUUAAAGUCUAUAUUUAUCCUGCUGCUGAGUUCACAAAGAGACUUAUAGAUACUGUACAUGUGAAAUAAAAAUCACAAAAUUAUCAGCUGAAUCUUAUUAGUCAGUAAAGGCAAAAGUUAGCAGGUGAAGAUCCAGUUCUGAGUCUUCAUUAAGAUUUUUUCUUCCUGGCAUUUUGGAAAAGAACAACAGGAAGUAAAAGUGUGGAAUUUAUAUAGCACGAUUUAAUAUUAGUUAGCACAGACAGUACUUUAAACUGUAACUCAGUGAUUCACAAUUUCAUACAUUCAAAGAUACUAAUUCAUAGAUUCAACUAUAAUACUCAAAUGUUAUUUAACCUCAUGUGAAUUGAGCACAAGUAAACUGACUGUCAGGUUAAUCCAUAAAAUAUGAAUUGUCCUAAUGUGUCCUGUAAUCUUUAGAUGUAUGCCACACAGAGCCUUUAACUCACAUUCUGAUCUUAAAUUCAGUGGAAACCAGAGAAUUGUGAAUAAUAUUAGCACUGUUAUCAGCUGGGUUUUGGAUUGCACUCAGUCUUCACUACAGCUGCUUUCUUUGUAAUAAGGAAAAGGAAAACUCAAAACGUCUCUUCAAAGGAUAUUCCUACUUAUUGCACAUGAAUAUUUUUUUAAUCUUGAUAUUUGAACAAAUUUGACUUAUUAAGACAGCAAACUGUAAAGAACUGCAGAAAAUGAGAAGAGAAAGAGUGCAAUGACAUAUAACAAAGGUCCCCGGCUAAAUUUGAACUCUGAACAUUUCAGUUGCAUGUUACAUGCUGUUAUAUGAUACAGUACACAUUUAGAUGGCCAGAACACCAUCUAAAUCGCCUUCUUCACAUCAGCAACUACUAACAUAUCCAACAUUAUCCUUUUACAUUUUAUUGAAUUUGUAAGUGUAAAAUAAUCCGGUGUUAUUACUUUCAAAUCAAACAAUUAUCCUAUGCUCUUUGGCUAAUGGCAGAUGGUUAUGGAACAACACUCUGAAUCACUGAAGGAUACCAUUAAAACGUGCAGGGAUAAGAAUGGUUUUUGAGUGCAUUUCCAUGCAGCAUGUACAAAUUGCUCAGAUCUGGAUUUUCAGAACCCCGCACUGCCUUCAUCACUGGUUCAGUUCUUGUUAUCAUGCUCACGGCACAACUCUGUCACCAUGUUGACCUCCUUCCAGGCUUGCGUCUCUCUGAAUGGUCUCCCACGCUGUUUGGCUGCGACCUCCUGGCUAAAAAUAAACCGUGGCUAAUAGGACUGACGUAGCAGGAGAAACACAAACCUGGAGACGAGCUGUGCAUGCAAACACACUCAAAUUCAUUUGUUCUGAGACACAUUUACACACUGGAUCUCUUCUCUGCGUGGUGCGCAGAUUUGAUGAUACACGUGGUACUCACUGGGUGAGCACAGUGUGAACCGGGUUUAAACUGAACCCCUGGCAUCGUGCAUUCCUGACAUCAUCCAAUCCACUUUACUGCACCACAGAGAAUCAAAUUAUCAUCCUGAGUUUAAUAGGAGAAGCUAUAAAGUGAAGCGAGCACAGAUAGCCUAAACUUUUAGAGCUACAACUUUUCUCAUUGCGUCGGCAGUCUGCACCAGGCCCUGCACAUUUUCAUCCUCCCCUGAUUUACAGUACAUAGUGUUUUACAUUUAAACACCUGCCACUCAUGUUCAGUCAAUGUCUGAGGAACCCUGGAGAUAAUCAGCCCCCUCCAAAUUGACCAAUGUGCCUGUCAUUAACAAACUGGACUCAGUUUUCAGCUUGAGUUGUAGUUUUCCAUUUUUGAUAUUACCUUUGCCUAGGUUAUGUUUUCAUUCUGAUCUUGUUAGUUACUAACUUUUUUCUUUCCAUCCUAUGUUCCGCAUGCCAAGUCUGAGUUUUUUCUUUGUCUUUACUUGGGCUUAUCAAGCUCAUGUGUCUUAGUUUCUGUGUCAGUGUUAGUUUCCUGUUUCCUCAAAGCUCCAUAAGGAAAACCAACUUAAGUCUUAAAGUUCACCAAUCUAAUUAGGAAGCACCCAGGGUGUGACUGAGGGAAAGGAUUGGACUAUCGAAACACACAUGAGGGUAACCAGGGAAAUGGAAAUCGGGGGAAACGAGAUGUUGCGCAAUCAACGUAAUCAUACACAAGAAAUAAAACUACAGAUAAGACAGGUAAAGCAGGAAGUAACAAAUGAAACAUGACACAAAGAAACACUUAGAGGAGGCUCGCAAAAUACACCGAGAUACAAGGAAUCAGUUAUUAACAGAGAUGGGUAGCAACGUGUUACUGUAAUCUGAUUACUUUUUCAAGUAACGA